CUAACAUUCAACAUGCAAAGGGCGCAGGGCGCAUACGGAAAACAAGUGGAUUUGUAAGUCCAAGGCGUGAUGUGAAGUAUUAUUGAUGUCUGUGAUGGAGUCAUGACGCCGCCCCUAAUACCGUCGUCGGAUGAGCAAGCAUCAAGGCAGUAACAGUAUAAGUGCAGUCAGUCGGAGCUCUUCUUAGAGCAAGCACAUUACAUCAAGUUCAGCCUUCCAGCAAACGAACAACAAGAUCAAGAUCCUCAUUUCUGCAUUCCAGAGAUCUCCAGCGACCAUUUCCUCGGGCGCACCUACAUCACGCCCCUCCUCAGAUUGACUGUCAACAUCAUCGCCAUCGAAAACACUCUACGCGACAAUUGCGAUAUUUUUGAGGAUAACACCGCUCUAUCUUAUUACUUCAAUACGGUCGUCUGCAAUACCACAAUGUCGACCUUAUCCUCAACAGCAACAACACCACGCUCCUCAAUCGAGCUCACCAAGUCUGCCUUCAAAGUCCACACAACAUCCAUCGCCCCUUUAUCAAUACACACCACACAGUCCAAGCCCAACAAGAUCUGGCAGUCCGUCAAACGCCAUGUACGACAGCACCAUGAAAGCGUGAACGCCGUAUACGCGAACUACUACGGGCAAGGGCAUGAGAGGAGGGUGAUGCUUGGUUCAGAUGGUGUAAGGCGCUUCGAUGGGCAGGACAAGGCACAAGAGGUGUGGGUUUAUGAGAGGGGCAUGUAUGGGCGAUGAUCAUGAGAUUUGAGGAUGGAGUUUUAAGAGAAGUGAGGGAUAUCCAUUGAAGAACUGGAUCAACAUGGCGCAUGAGGACCAUACCUCUUAGCGUGUUUACAAUUGCUGAGUGUAGUGGCAGAACCUGCGUGGACGCCGGGAGUUACGAAGGGGUUGAGGCGCUGAUAUGUACCCUUGACUAUUGCAUUAUAAUAUUAGACAUUUUCUUCACCUAUCCGG
This is a messenger RNA of Macroventuria anomochaeta, 960 nucleotides long. RefSeq lists its product as uncharacterized. The transcript has a single exon. The coding region runs from base 427 to 741 and encodes 104 amino acids. Lineage: Eukaryota; Fungi; Ascomycota; Dothideomycetes; Pleosporales; Didymellaceae. The record is from RefSeq and is a predicted model, not a curated record.